Molecule: messenger RNA, 6401 nt
Organism: Cimex lectularius (bed bug)
Lineage: Eukaryota; Metazoa; Arthropoda; Insecta; Hemiptera; Cimicidae
Gene: Stacl
Exons: 22
Coding region: 396-3149 (917 amino acids)
Biological process (GO): positive regulation of protein localization to plasma membrane; skeletal muscle contraction; positive regulation of voltage-gated calcium channel activity
Cellular component (GO): extrinsic component of cytoplasmic side of plasma membrane
Molecular function (GO): protein binding
Source: RefSeq, a predicted model, not a curated record
CCCCCGAGGAGGCGAGACAGCCGAUCCGGUCGGCAAAUCGCGUUUUUUUUUGUUGUUCAAAAAAAAAAAAAAAGUUUAAAUUUUUCGACACAUUCGAAAAUUCCGUGCUGGAAGGAGAGGUGAAAAGCCACCCCCGUCAACAGUUUUUUAAAAUUUUUUUUUGAGGCGGGGUCGAAAAUCAAUCAAGUGAUACUGUGAUCUGGUGUGUGCAUGUGUGUGUCUGUGUUUGUGAAAAGUGUUUUUCCAAAGAAGAAAAUAUAUAUUUGACAAAAACAAUUUUAAACGAUUUUUGCGAAGGGGACAAAAAUCAAAAGGAGAAGACAACAAACAAAGGGCCGGCACAGAGGACAAGAGGAAGGGUGGACGUCCUAUCUGGAUCACAAUGUUGACUGGACAUGUAUAUCAUUUACCCGGCCCAAGAGGUCAUACAGUACACUCUCCCUAGCAGUAGCACGCAUAAUUUGACAUCGUACUACGCCGGUCGUUACGGCGGCUAUACGAGGACGAUGGAGAGCCUAAAAGGGAUGGCCCAUCCGGCCGUUUGGUCCAACGUCAAGAAUCACAUUACCACGUCACUGGCCGUGGUUAAAAACCUUUCUGACUUCGCCCAGGAGCUGUCACAGAUGUACGAGCAUCACGCCGAAGAGCUCCAGCUGCUCGUGGGCAACUACAGAAAGAAAAACGCCGAAUUGAGAAAAGACGGGUCGAGGGGAAGCAAUUCUAUGAUUCAGCUGUGGGAGGGUCUUCUCCAGGAGGUCGAGGCCGACUCCCAGGCCCAUGGGGAGAUCGCCUCCGUCCUAGGCCACCAGGUAUCGAGGCACACCCUGGAAAGAACCUUCUACAGGAAGGUGCAGGCGAGGAAGAUACUGGCCCACAGGGAGAGCCUCGACUCGGUCAUCGCCAAGUCCGAGGAGACACUCAGCAAGUGCAGGCAGGAAUACAAGGCGGCGUAUCUGAGCCACAUACAGGCUCCGAUGUCGAACACGUCCCUCUCCGAGUAUCUCGACGCGCACAACACGUACGUGACUCAACUGCACGCGACUAACGCCAUGGUCGACACCUAUUGCCGGGAGACACUGCCGGAGCUGUUAACUGAGUUGGAAGAGGUGUACAACGACCUCUGCACCACGCUGUCCGAGGCCAUAGCGCAAGGGGCCGAGAUCAUUUCGAACAGGGCUGGAGCCCAGUCGAGGAGAUACUGCACGAUCUGGGGCGAUUCGAAGGCGGUCGACCCGACGUCGGACACGGCAGCUCUCGUCCGCAACUCUGCGGUACCGAGUCAACCACACCCGACCCACAGGCUUCGGCUCUUCACGCCUCCUCACUCCGAGGACCAGGAAGGAGCGGUAGCCCAGUUGAAGAACACCCUCGUCGUCGACCGACCUGCUUCGAUCCAGGUGCAGAGCACCUUCGAGAGUUUGAACAGCGAAGCGGACGGACUCCAAGCGCAGAUUCAACACUUGCAGGAUUCACUUUCAACAAUGCUCAGGAUACAGCAGAGGAGCAUCGAGUCGUCGCUGUUCAACAAAGCGAACGAGAUCCAGGAGGACAUCUCGAUGAAACGGUACGAAUUGAAAACGGCGCAGAUCAACCUGGCCGGUGUUAAAGCGAAGAAAGAGCUGUUCGCCUUGAAAAUGGAAGGCGACGGUGGCGGUGGCUCGGACCGGAAGAUGUCCACCGCCUCCACAGCGUCGAUGAAGUCGAAAUGGCUCAAGGCGUUCAAAAGCCUCAAAACUCCGCCUUUGUCGAACGGAAAGGAAGCCGAAAAAGAGAAAAAGCACCAAAUGUACCACGCCGUGUCGACAAUCAUAGCCAUGAGGAGGAACGGGAAAGACGUCCAGCUGGCAGGUGGCGAGAACGCCCACCAGUUUCAGGAGUACACGUACAAAAAGAUAACACCAUGCGACGUCUGUUCUCAAGUUUUAAGAGGUCACACGAAACAGGGUCUCAAGUGCCGACUGUGCAAGAUGAACGUCCACCUCGAUUGCCAGGAGAGGGUGGGCAAGUGCCAGACCAAGUCCCGUCUUCUUCGAAGGCAGAAGUCCAGCUCAGACAUCGAGACAAGAGCGACCCCGCCGGACGAGGAAGGUCUGCUGGCGGGACGCAUGCUUCGCCCAGGGCGGUCCGUCUCGCCCGGAGGCGCUUCGAGCCCGUCCAGCCCGGACAGGUCCCCGAUCGGACGUUCGGUCACUUUCAGGACCCCGGACCAAAUAGGUGGGCUCCAGACUCCACAGCCGGUUCCUGCGGAACGGGACCCACAGGACUCGACUUACCAGGUCCUCAAGACGGCGAACGAGAUCUCGUCCACGAGGGCCUCGGAACCGAGGACGACCAGGAGGCCGAACCCAAGCCACGCACAACACCACCACCAUCAUCAGUCGGCCAGUUCAGAUAACCAUGGAAGCGGUGAGUCCAGGCGGAGGAGGUUGUUCGGAAUGAAGAGUUUCGGGUUCGGGCUGAAGGCGGCGGAAAGAGCUGCAUCACUCCCAGAAACCCCUCAUAGCCCGAGACGGCAGAAGCUGAACCUGAGGAUGAAAUCCCUGAGCCUGGAUUCACCGGAGUCGACCGAGCACAACCAGAGGCGGAGGCCGGGGACGAACUGCUCCGCCCAGACCUCGGCACACGGGAGCAGCCACAGCUCAUCAUCUCGGCUACAAUCACCUUCAAGUCCGGUACACUCCAGGAGGCUUUUGUCAGCGCGCAAUAUGAGAAUGAGCUCGGUCGAGCUGCCUGACGACAACGAAAAGUCCAUAUCGAGCGCGAGCACGUCACCGUGUCCAUCUCCCAAGCCGUACAGGCUCUUGCCGAACAACUUGUACGUCGUGCUGUACAACUUCAAGUCGAGACAUUCGGACGAGCUGGAUCUCAAGGCUGGGUACAAACUGACGGUGAUAGACACUUCUGACCCUGAUUGGUGGAGGGGGAAAUGUUUAGGAAGGGUCGGCUAUUUUCCGAGCAAGUACGUCGCCAAAGUCCAACCCGGGGAAAGGGCACUGCAGGUGACGCAUAACUUGCAAGUCGCCGACUCGACCCUACUGAGAGAUCAGAUUGUGAUUCAGAUAGGCGAGGAAGUCGACGGCAUGGUGAUGAUCAGAUCCGGCGACAACAGGCAAGGCAUAUGCCCUAUAAAGUACCUCACCGAGGUGUGACAGUUCCGGAAACAGGUCGGCCUCCUCAGCCCGACCAAUUGGUUCGACAAGUACAUCCACGAGGACAACAACAACAACAUCGACCUUUUCGCCCGCUACUACGGGCAGAGGAUGCGCGCUACCAAAGUCGACAUCCUCCUCGGAAACAACGGACGUCUGCCGAUCGCCAGCUCUCAGCGGCCCCUAGGCGUAUCGAGGACUAGACAGCGUUGCAAGAGCAUGAAGAGUUUCACCUCCCUCUCCAGGCCACUCCUCAUCGGUUGAUUAUCAUCCGCCUUUUCCUUUUUAUACAUGAGGACUGCUUCCACCUUGAACGACAUCCUACAGGCAGAAGGUGGCCAUAAUCUAGAUGGAUAUUCCAUGAUAAUACACUAUGAACGAUACGAAAAUCAGAUCAUACCAAAUCUUAAUGCCAUCAACCCUUUAACCGCCAGAUCGUAAUCAAGACCUUAUCCUGCACACGAAGGUCAUCACCCUAGACAAACUAGCUACCAACAAUUUUAAAAAAUUAGCCUUCUUCCUUAUCGAUCAUUGUUCAAAAAAAUCUGAGGAGGGGGUCAUAAAACCUCUUGGGUCCAAAAGAUGCAGGAAUUGAUUUCCCCCUUGACCCAGUGACAAGAUCAAAUUGUUGCAUUUCUUCCAAUUGAAUUUACUGAUUUAAAAAAAAUUAUGAACUAUACUCGGGAGAGUCGGUCCGACAAUCGACAAGAAGGGAUGAAAGACAAAGCCCAAACAAUGAGGAAAAACUUUUUUUAAAUAUAAAUAAUUUAAUAAUAUAAGAACAAUAUAUUUAAAUACGUGUAGGUACAUAAAAAAUUGUUAUAUAUAGGAUUUUAAAAGAGAGAAAAAAUGCUGACACUGUUUUUCCCAUCUUUCCUACGUUUGGGCAACACUGGAGGCAACACUGAUUCCCUGAGAAAUUAUUUAAUCCAUUGGUUACUCAGCCGACUUUAAAUCACGACAGAACUUCUCCCUUAAAACAAGGCUGACAUUUCGACGAAUCGGUGUUGGAAAUAGAGACGGUCCAUUCGUUCCUGAACUGUUCAAAAGACCUAGCUCACUUUACUGACCGGUUGUAAUCGCUCUAGAAAAAUGAACGGCAUCUCUAUGGCUAAUCAAUUUCUUUGGGAGACCACUGUACACCUCUCCCUGGUAGCUCAGCACGCAACACUUCCCGGCGGCUCAACGUUCACCUCUCCCUGGUAGCUCACCAAUCAACACUCCAUGGAGGCUCACCGCCCACCACUCCCUGGUAGCUCACCACUGAAUGCUCCCUGGUGGAACACCGUUUCCUGGUAGCUCACCACUCAACACUCCCUGGAGGCUCACCGCUCAACACUUCCUGGUAGCUUACCUCUCAACACUCCCUGGCGGCUCACCGCUCACCACUACCUGGUAGCUCACCACUGAAUACUCCGUGGCGGUACACCGCUUCUUGGUAGCUUAUCACUCAGCGUUCAGUGAGCUUGUAUCCCCCCCUUAAACAAAGCUUGCACUUGAAGGAAUCAGUGUUGCAAAUAGAGAUGGACAAUAAGUUCCUGAACUGUACAAAAGAACAGCUGGCAUUACUGAUCGGUUGAAGUUGCACUGAAAAAACGGAACGGAAAUGGCUACUCGAUUUUUCUGGCAGAUCACUGUACAUGACUACCUAUAGUUCACCGUUCACUCCCUGUUCACCCUCCUCUGUCUGGCAGCCCACCGCUCACCACUUUCUGUUAGCUCACCAAUCAACACUCCCUGGCGGCUCACCACUCAACACUCCCUGGCGCUCACCAUUCAAUACUCCCUGGCGACACACCGCUCAACCCUCCCUGGCGGUUCACUGCUCACCAGUACGUGGGAGAUUUUAAAUCCUGUGAUUACUCAGUGAGCUUAUAUCACCACAAAUUUUUCCUCCCUUAAACAAAGGUUGCACUUGGAGGAAUCAGUGUUGCAAAUAAAGAUGGACAACUGAACUGUUCAAAAGAACCAGCUCACUUUACUGAGCGGGUGAAGUUGCACUGAGAAAAGGAACGACAGGUACUCAUCACUACUUGGCGGCUCACUACACCCUGGUAGCCCACCGCUCACCACUCUCUCGCCUUUCUUCCCCAGAUCUAUCCGUAAUCCCUACUGCUCCCGGUAUAUCCUGGAUAUGCAUUUAGGUCUCCCUAUCUCUUCAAUUAUUUCAAAAAUGUGUUUCUUUCUCUGGUUAUUCUUUAAAAUUAAAAUGUUUAUUGACCGGAGAGCGGUGAAAGAGGACCGGUUCAUUCCACCUAGUGAGCGGUUUUUGCCCAUCACUACUUAAACCGUCGGGACCAGAACAUUUAUCAAUAAUUAAUUAAUCAAAGAGAAUUAAUUAGGGAAAUUUUUUCAAAUGGGCAAGGCCGAACGGGCUCACUUUGUGGAAUCAGUGAUGCCACCAGUGUUGCCCGACAGAGAGGAGAAACAAUUUUUGACCUUUUUUAAACAUAAAUAAAUAUGUAUUGAUGUCGGAAAAUCGUUUAAAUCGUUAAAAAUUCUCCUUUUUAUAAUAUGUUAUUAUUAUAAGAAUGAAAUAUAAAUAACACAACUUGUGUAUAAUUAUUUUCUAUAUUAUAUAAAAAAUCUAGGGAGGGGGGACUUUUUAAAAGAGUACAUUUUCCACUACAAAUAAUUAUAUACAUGAGCACUAUUCUAUUUAAAAGAAAAUUUCUAAUAAAAUAUAUAUAUUAUAAAUAUAAAUAUAUAAAAAUAAUAAUAAUAAUGAAGAUAUACUUGUUAUAAAUGGGGGAUUCUAUGUGCACUUUUUUAUUUUAUUUUUCUUCAGUUCUCUUUUUGUAAUUUACAGGGUUUAUAAAGGGAGAAAGGAUGUAAGAAGUAUUAAAAAAGCUUUAUUAUAUUUUGUUUCCUUUUGAAAAAGAAGAAGAAAAAAAACUUUAAAGCUAUGGACCAAAGACAACGCCUUCGCUUCGAUUUAUUAAAAUAAAUAAAUAAGUAAAUAUAUUUGGAGGGGGGAAGAAAAAUAUAUAAUUUUGUUAAUUUUUAUGUAGUCUAUUUUUAUGUUGUUUUGAAAUUUUAUCAAAUGUUGUUUCAACUACCGCCGAUAUUAUUGUAGUUCACUUCGUCCUUGUGAUUUUAAAAUAUAAAAUAUAAAAAAAUAUUGUAUAAAAAUAUAUAUAAACAUAUAUAAGAAUCUUGAUCCUACAGCACUGAAUCGAUGUUAUUUUAUUGUAUUGAGACAUAAAAAAUCGAUGAAAUAAUAUUUAAUAAAUUAUAAUGAGCACUGUAAGU